Molecule: messenger RNA, 1816 nt
Organism: Austrofundulus limnaeus
Lineage: Eukaryota; Metazoa; Chordata; Actinopteri; Cyprinodontiformes; Rivulidae
Product: sushi domain-containing protein 3
Exons: 6
Coding region: 106-1239 (377 amino acids)
Source: RefSeq, a predicted model, not a curated record
ACUUCUCACUCCAGCUCAGCAGGACCAUAUCAUGAGGGCAAACACAGACGGAGCUUACUAACCCUUCACAAAGAGCAUGAGGAAAAAGCUUUUCCACCCGACACCAUGCCUCUGAAGGAAGGAUCAAGUGGCRCCCACCUCUGGAUGCUGCUGUGCCCUCUGCUCUGUUCUCUGGUCACAGUGAGGGGUUCCACUCUGAGCCCUGAGGACCCACAGGUCACCACGAUGCCGGAGAACUGGGCCAACACCACGGUACCGCUGCAGCCAGACCUGCAGACUGAAGCCCAGAACCCAACAGAAGCACCAACGGAGGAGCCAACGGAGGCUCUGGCAGAGAUGCAAACUCAGAUCAUCACCAACAACUAUACAGGUCUGUCCUGUGUUCCUGCCCUGCCACCUCGCCGGGGUUCCUUCUACGUGGAGAGUGGGACGGGCGUGUCCAUUGGCAGCGUGUUGGCCUUCUGGUGCAGAGAGGGGUACCAGCUGGUCGGCAGYGACAAAAUCUACUGUGACGUCAGAAGAGGCAAGGCACAGUGGAGCAACYACCUGCCUGUUUGUGAAGCGAUUCCCAGACCAGAGGACCGUGGGCUGAGAGUGGCUGUGUUGGCUUCAGUUGUGAGUGGAAUCGUCAUUUUCGCCAUGUCCUUGUCUUUCCUCGUUUGCUGCCUGCAGGAGCGAUCUGGUCGCGACCAUGCCAAAAAAGACGGCCGAAGCAGACGCAGAGAUAAGAGAGCGAGCCGCCGYAGUGACUGCUGGCUGGAGACGGAGGAAGGAGAGUGGGAGGCGUUUCCUCCUCCUAAGAUCUUCCACCUGUCCCAAAGGAUGAAUCCUCGUCUGGCUCCCGACAGCCCCCUCUACUUGACAGGAGGCCUCAGUGGGUACGAGAACAGAGGAUACCAAAGGAGUCAGGAAAGUUUGCUGAAGGCCUCCAUGCCUGGACUGUACCGCUCUGAGUCUCAGCUCUACCCGCACAUCGUCUUACAGAGGGUCCCAACUCCGACUGCACCCUCCGCCCCUUCGGCUCCGUCCGCUCCCGUCUACCUUCAUCUUCCCCCCUCGUCGUCAGCCGCCACCUCGCCGUCGCACACCGCUGCUCAGGGCCAACCACGGAUCGUCACACAGUACCCAACGCCGACCUAUCCGCCAAACCCCAACACGGCUGUGCCCGCCUAUCCCCACCCGACACCGGCGCCCAUUUACCCCAACCCCAACRUGCCACCGCAGAGGCCGUGGCAGUAACUUCGUCUUCCAGCUCUCGUUUUCAGGGCUGUUCCCUCUUGAUCAUGCCGAAGGAACUCAGAAAAAGAAAACGUCACAGGCACGUUUCRGAGACAUGUGACGUCUUUUUACUGCUUCUUAUUCCAGAUUUUCCACACAYAGAAGUCUGCAAACACCCUGCUCCAACGCAGACAUGAAGAACAUGCAGGGACAGAAGCCCCUUUUUGAAYCUGCCCUGCUGUUAGAGCUCAACAGGAAGUGGUCUUUUUCUUUUUAAUUCAGCACAUUGCAGCUGCAAGAGGCGAUCUCAUCAGAAAUCUUCAUCAAACCGAUGARGAGGGAGAAGCAGGAAGUUGUGCACUAAAGUUUGUCUUUAAUAAAUAUUAAAGACAAACUUGUUAGGAAAACCUGUUUAGGCAGCUUCAGGAAGAUGAUUUUUUAGAUAAAAAUCCUUGUCAGUUUUUAAAAAGUUCCCACCUAUUUCAGGUUCUGUUGAGCUAACCUAGCUUUAGCUAAACCACUGGAUGUUAUAUUUUGUCUUAACCUGCUCUCCUUGAACAGAGCUGCAUGACUUCUUGAAUAAAUUGAUCGAUUUUGA